Molecule: messenger RNA, 1914 nt
Organism: Thlaspi arvense
Lineage: Eukaryota; Viridiplantae; Streptophyta; Magnoliopsida; Brassicales; Brassicaceae
Source: the annotation of a GenBank genome assembly
AUGUGUUCUAUCUGUAAUGCAGCAUUGUCAUGUUUCUGUCAGACAUGUCAGGAAGGGAACCUUUAUAUAAGAAGUAUAGCCUUUGUAUACUUCAGUUAUCCCAUCCCAAAGGAAUUGCUUGCUCGCAUCAAGAAUGAUACAAGUGUGUUGCCUCGUAUAGGUGCAUUGAGAGAGAUGAAUUUGGAGUACUUUCCCAUAGAUACUCAGGUAAUCAUUGAUUCAUCUGCAUAUGUCACUGACCAGGAAAUGGCUUUAGAGGAACUCUUUGGGGAUAAUGCUGAGACUUCUAACAAAUUUGAAGCUUGCUUGAAUUUGAUGGCAACCAGAGUAGCUACAAUUUUUGCUUCAUUAAAGGAGUUCCCUUUUGUGCGCUACCGUGCUGCCAAAUCAGUUGAUUCAUCCGCAGAGAAAACAUCCCGUGAUUUAGUUCCCACAAAGCUUGCAGCUGCUGUUUGGAAUCGUAUUGCAUCAUAUAAGUCUACUAUUCCCAACUUCCCCCAGACUGAAACAUGCGAGUUACUCAUCCUUGACCGAUCUGUUGAUCAGAUUGCUCCUGUAAUUCAUGAAUGGACUUAUGAUGCCAUGUGCCAUGAUCUACUGGAUAUGGAUGGAAAUAAAUACAUGCAUGAGGUACAUCUUCCCGAUUGUAGGAUUUUUCUAUGGAGAAAUUCUUAUGAAAAGAUUGUUGUUGAAGCUAACACGUGCUUAAUAUUAGCAGACGCUAGUGAACGGUUGCACGAAAGAAUGACAAACUUUAAGUCAAAGAACAAAGCUGCACAAUUACAACAGAGAGAUAGUAGCGAAUUAUCCACAAGGGACUUGCAAAAGAUGGUUCAGGCUUUGCCUCAAUAUAAUGAACAAAUGGAGAAGCUUUCUCUGCAUGUGGAGGUUAGUUUUAUAUUCACAUAUCGUGUAGAACUCAGGAAUGGCUUACAAGUGAAUUGGUGGUCAGGUUUUGCUAUCAGGCUGAUUAUUUACUUGUUUCUAGUACAGAUAGCUGGAAAGAUUAACAAAAUCAUCAGAGAUACGGGACUUCGGGACCUUGGGCAACUCGAGCAGGAUAUUGUCUUUGGUGAUAAAGGAACAAAAGAUAUAAUCACUCAUUUGAGGGCAAAUCAGGCAGGAAUUAUAUCUGAUGAAGGUAGUGAAAAUAAGUUGCGUUUACUAAUGAUUUAUGGAUCUGUUUACCCUGAGAAAUUUGAGGGUGAAAAAGCUUCAAAGCUUAUGCAGUUGGCAAAAUUAUCACCUGAGGAUAUGAAAGCUGUGAAAAAUAUGAGAGUGCUUGAGGGAUCCGAUGGCAGGAAGACAGCAACUGGAGGUUUCUCUCUCAAAUUUGAUGGUCAUAAGAGGAAGCAUGCCGCAAGAAAGGAUAAAACAGGAGAGGAAGAAACAUGGAUGCUUUCUCGAUUUUAUCCCGUGAUAGAGGAGUUGAUUGAACAACUUAGCAAAGGUGAAUUGCCAAAGGAGGAGUAUCAGUGUAUGAAUGAACCUGCACAAACAGCUCGCCCAGGAAGUACACGCACCCUGAAUGCAUCUGCAAAGACAGGUCAAUCCACUGCUCCAGUUCCUGCUCCACAUUCAAUGAGAUCUAGACGGACACCAACUUGGGCAAAGAGAGGCCAUUCUGAUGAUGGGUAUUCAAGUGACUCAGUUGUCGGGAAUGUGUCUACUGAUUUUAAGAAGAUGGGGCAGCGCAUUUUUGUAUUCAUUAUUGGGGGGGCAACUCGAUCUGAGUUGCGGGUUUGUCACAAGCUUACGACAAAGUUAAGGAGGGAAGUUGUCCUGGGUUCGUCUAGCAUAGAUGACCCACCACAAUAUCUUACGGAUAGCAGGAUAUUCAACAUCUUGUUAUCUUUUUUCUGGUCAAAGUAUCUGAUGGCAGUUGAUUUGGACGAUCAUGUAAAAUUUCCCUAA